GUGCGGCCGCGCCCGGCAGCGCCGCGUCCUCCCGGGGUGCGGGGCAGGAUCCGGCCCCCGGGACCCGGGCGGGGUGGGGGGAUGCCAGGCUCCGGGUGCUCCCCGGGGUGCGGGGCAGGAGCCGUCCCUUGGCACCCGAGGGGGUGCCGGGCGCUGGGUGCUCCCCGGGGAGCGGGGCCCGAUCCGGCGCAGUCUCCCCCCCCCGUCCCCCCCCCCAAGCCUUUCCGCGGGGCCGGAUCCCGGCGCUGGGCUGCGGUUGAUGGGGGGCGGCUGGAGCGUGGGGCGGGGGCGCGGGGCCGCCCUGCGCCCCCCGACCUCCCAGCGCAGCCCGGGGCCGCGGGGGGCCGGCGGGGCGCGGUGCAGUGGCGGCGCCGGGCCGUGGGGUGGCACGGCCGAGCCAGCCGGGAGAGCGGCGGCGGACGGGGCUGCUGCCUGGGAGGGUCCCCCUGCACCGCAGCCCCGGCCCCGCAUCCCCACCCUCCUCUCGCCCUGCAUCCCUGCAUCCCUGCGGUCCUGCAUCCCUGCAUCCUCCCAUCCUUGCAUCCUCCCAUCCUUGCAUCCCUGCAUCCCUCCAUCCUCCCACCCCUGCACCCCUCCAUCCUCCCACCCCUGCAUCCCUCCAUCCUCCCACCCCCGCACCCCUCCAUCCUCCCACCCCCGCAUCCCUCCAUCCCCGCGCCCCAGCGCUGCUCAGCACCCUGCAAAGCACCGCAACGCGCUGAGCCCUAACACCGCUUGGCAGCACGGGCCCGGGGGGAGGCUGCAGCUGGGUGCAGCGCCAGCACCGAGGCGUGCGGGGGCUGAGCGGCCCCCCGCACCCAGCACCCACCUUCCGCACAGCCGCCCCGCGCCGGGGAUGAGGCAGCACCGAGGGGGACACGGCUCCGCCGCGCAGCGACGCCGCAGCUAACGCUGGCGGGAGCUCGCCGCCCUCGGCCCACCAUGCCCUCCUCCAAGACCGGCAGCGAGUACUGGAUCGAUGGCUCCCACCGCGAGACGGCCCUGGAAGAUUUCUACGUCGUGGGCCCUGAGCUGGGACGGGGAGCCACCUCGGUGGUGUACAGCUGCGAGGAGAAGGGCACGGGCACCCCGUACGCCGCCAAGAUACUGAAGAAGACGAUUGACAAAAAGAUCGUGAGGACAGAGAUUGGGGUCCUGCUGCGGCUCUCGCACCCCAAUAUCAUCAAGCUGAAGGAGAUCUUCGAGACGCCCUCCGAGAUCGCGCUGGUGCUGGAGCUGGUGACGGGAGGAGAGCUCUUCGACAGGAUCGUGGAGAGGGGUUUCUACAGCGAGCGGGAUGCGGCCCAUGUCGUCAAGCAGAUCCUGGAAGCCGUUUCGUAUUUGCACGAAAACGGAGUUGUCCACCGCGACCUGAAGCCGGAGAACCUGCUCUACGCAGACCUGUCCCCCGACGCUCCCCUUAAAAUCGGUGACUUCGGGCUCUCCAAGAUCGUGGAUGAACAGGACACCAUGAAAACCGUCUGCGGGACGCCGGGGUACUGCGCCCCUGAAAUCCUCCACGGGUGCCCGUACGGCCCUGAAGUGGAUAUGUGGUCCGUGGGCGUCAUCACCUACAUCCUGCUCUGUGGCUUCGAGCCUUUCUUCGACCCGCGGGGGGACCAGUACAUGUACAGCCGCAUCCUCACCUGCGACUACGAGUUCGUGUCCCCGUGGUGGGAUGAGGUUUCCCUCAACGCCAAGGACUUGGUCAGAAAAUUGAUCGUCCUGGACCCCCAGAAGAGACUGACUGUCUACCAGGCUCUGGAGCAUCCCUGGGUCACCGGGAAAGCCGCUAAAUUUGCUCACAUGGACAGCACGCAGAAGAAACUGCAGGAAUUUAACGCCAGGAGGAAACUGAAGGCUGCCAUGAAAGCCGUGGUGGCUUCCAGCCGCUUGGGCAACCACGGGCACCACGACUGCUCCCGCAGCGGGCGCAGCCAGGGGGGUCCCCAGGGCGCCUGCCUGCCCCAGGGGACGGCGACCGCCGGCCCCGAAGCCACCGCCGCCGCGGACCUCGACGCCUUCCGGAGCGACUGCCCCACCGUGUCCAAGGUUCCCGUGAACGGCGCCGGCUGCAAGAGCUAACGCCCUCGGCGCCGCUGCCGGCUCGCCACAGCUUCGACAAGCAAUAUCGCGCUGACCCUCGGACGCCGAGGCGGGGAGAGGCGGGGGAAGGCGGGCGGGACGGGAGCGCCCCCAGCGUAGGUGUGCGUCGGGAGCCCGUGGUCUGUCGUGUGGAGCAUCCUUGUUUAGUGUCCUGUUGCCAGUGGAGUCGUACCUGGUCGCUGUGAGUGUGGUGUGUCUGUAGGGACCCGACGGAGGAAACGAGGCUGGUGACUCGGUCUUCCAACAAAUUAACGGUUUUGGCCACUGUGGCGGGAAAAGAUCCCAAGUGGCUUAAAAACGAGGCGCAAACAGCAAAAAAAAAAAGGAUUUAUUUCACCUUCCCUACGAAGGCAGUAAGUUGUCCUUACGACAGGGUUUUCUAAGUUCCUGUAAAUAGUCCCGAAGGGUUUAUUUGCUGAGGGGAGAGGGUGCGUCCCGGUUAUCGCCAUCGACGGUACACCUACAGUCGCUAUCGCAUCCGCAGGACCCGGCCGUAAGCUUGCUGCUGUAUUAGACGAGGUUUGUAGGAGCCUUUGAACCCAGCUUUGAUCCUAUCCGGAGAAAAAGUGUUUGCCAGUGGUUCCUUUAUUAUCUCUAGACCGUAGACGACCUCUGCUUGAUUCGUGCUUUUGUUCCACUCCAGUUUCGUUUCUUCCCACGUCCAGUCUUGCUGUGGGGACGUGAUGGUGGUAGGGUCGUCACGAACCGGGGACGCCGGCUCGCCCAGCCGCUGCGUUGGCGUUCCAGGUUCCAAUUUACGCGACGAGUUUUAACGAAGAACGACGCGACUCUUGCUACGGUGCGUUGUAAGGCUUCGUAACGUAACGGUGCUGUUGUUUCCCGAGUGAGGACAAAGAGUUUGUACAUAAUUUGUUUGGUUUAUUUAUUUUUUUUUUAAAUGAAUGAAAUCAGUCAACAAACUUCUUGAAAAGACAUUUUUUGGGCAGUUAUUUACCAAGCCGCAGGAUAAGCAUUUGCAGAUUUUAACAGAGAACAAGUAACCAGGCAGGAAAAGCCAUAUUACGCCUGUGGGAUUACAGAAAGCCGGGCGGCCGCUCCGCAGCGCCGGCUGCCGUGAUCCAGCGCGAGGUUUGCUGACCUGAGGCGAUGACCGCGACCUGCAGCCUUUGCCGUUCGGGCCGUACACGUGUAACGAUGUGUUUGGGCAAGAAGAAGCUCAACUGGAGAAGAACGAAAUGCGUACACGAAGUUAAUUUGCCCAGGAUGAGGAUGUACAACCCAGUUGAUAAAGGAGGGGCGGCAAAUGAAAAUUAGUAUUUUGCUGGAGCCGAAAGCUGCCGCUCCAGACACGCGCUCGACGUGGAGGGCGGGUCAGCGGGUCACAGCUGUAAUCAGGAAGGCAAAGGUAACACAGAGACUCUCGUAUUUAUUUACAGCACAAGCAUAAAUCAUAAAGACUACGUGUAAGGGCUGAUCCGUACUGCAUGAAGCUCAUUUAUUGCUUGUAAAGCCGAGCACAGAGGAGAGAUUGGAUGUUCAAGAGGGUUUUUUAACUGGAAAAACAUCAGGUCUCGACUAGAAAUGUGCUCUUUUCUUUUUUUUAACUAACAAUCAUAGGUUCAAUGGGGAAGCAGAGGCACAGCAAGAUUUCACUCUGGAGAAAGCAAACGCUAAGAACAAGGGAGAAUGUUUAGGAAAGGGAAAAAUUAUUUAUUUUUCUUUGCGUUUUGCAGGCGGGGCUGUUGUUUUCUCUCUUUUUUUUAAAUAUAGAGGGCUGAACCUUGCAGUGUGCUGAACUCCGGGCUUUAUCCUAUGCUUAGGGUGACGCUCUCUCUCCUUCAAACUACAUAAUGCAUCCCGGUUUACUCCAACGGGGCCACAACUCCAACUUUAACCACGUUGUUUACUAGCUCAAGUCUUAAAAGACUAUUUUAUAUCUUUUGACACUAAUUUAAACCCCUCGCGGGACCAGGCCAGAGUGCUCAGCACACCCAGAGCCUGUGAAACAGAGAUAGGUGCUGGGAAACGCUAACGUUGCCCGGCCCGCAGACCACCCCUGCUCCUGCGGAAUGGAGGGAAAUGAGGGAUCAAUUAGAUAACAGCGAGCAAAAAAGUGUCUUCCGUGAUGGAAGGCACCCAAGGGAAAACUGUGAGCAAAAAUAAAAAGGAGUUUGCCUCUUACGUUAUGUCAACAAAGUAUUAUUCCACAAAUACCAGUACUUAAAAGGUAGGGAAAAAAAUGUACUCCUGGGAGUAAAGCUAAUAGGAGCUGCCAGUUUGGUCUGUGUACCAUUUUCAGAAUGUGUUUUAAAAACUUACUACUUCGGUAUGGUGGUGACAUUUCCCAUAUUGCAGGUAUUUAUAAAGACGUAUAGACAGCUAAUAAAGUAUCAAACAUGUA
This is a messenger RNA of Phalacrocorax carbo (great cormorant), 4468 nucleotides long. The record is from RefSeq and is a predicted model, not a curated record. NCBI's taxonomy places the organism in Eukaryota, Metazoa, Chordata, Aves, Suliformes, Phalacrocoracidae.